Messenger RNA from Neurospora hispaniola, 1353 nucleotides. RefSeq lists its product as uncharacterized. Bases 1 to 1353 code for a protein of 450 amino acids. Lineage: Eukaryota; Fungi; Ascomycota; Sordariomycetes; Sordariales; Sordariaceae. The transcript is spliced from 2 exons. The record is from RefSeq and is a predicted model, not a curated record.
AUGGGUUUCAUGCCGGGCCUUACAAUAACCACCCGCGUCCCCCGGGACGCCGGGACCACCAGCCCGAUCGGCUCGAGCGGCACUGCCGGGGAUGUGGGAGCCCCUGAUGCGGAGACCCCACAAAAUGCGCCCUCACCGACCCGCCCGCCCGUUAGCCCCAUCACCCCGACUCAGGAAUCGGCACGGUUGUCCGGUCCCGAUGGCCAUGGAGAUGGUCCGAUUCAUGAACAAGCACAUCGCCAUCGUCACCGUCAACAACAUACAACCUUUUCAUCAUCAGCAUCAACAUCAUCACAUUCACUGACGCCACCCUUCACAAGCACUAACAAUAAUGGUAAUAACAACAACAACAACAACAUCACCAGCUUCGCCCGAGGGCGACCCACAUUCACGCACUCACAAGUAGACCAAGUCGGCAUUCCUCCGCCGCCACCGCAACCCAUAGCCUUCGACGACAACCCGGACGUGCUAGCGCUCAAGAGCGCCAUCACCAUCUUGCAGCUGCAGCGCCAGCGAGCCACGGCAGACAUACAGGCGCUGAACCGAGCCAAAGCUGCUGCGCUUUCGGACCCAGGGGCGUUCGUUGCUGACUUGGCGGCGGGGAGGAUUGGGAUGGAUGGUGAUCCGCUGCUUAAUGGGCCUGGACCUACUGGUGAUGGUAGUAGUGACGAUGAUAACGAUGAUGAUGAGGAUGGGGAUGAGGAUAUGAACUCGGAAGGAGACAGUGUUGAUGGCCAAGAUGAUGGCGAUGAUGGAGCAGAGGUCCCCCACGACCCAGACGGUGAUAUAUCCAUGUCCGGCGCCGGCGCUGGGAAUACCUUAUCUACAUCUACCCCUAAUUGCCUCUCCAAAACCUGGCGCUCCCUUCCCAAGCCGCAAACGGUCGUCCGCUGUCCGCCCAUCAACUGGGCCCAGUACGCCAUCGUAGGCGAGUCGCUUGAUAAGCUGCACCGCGAGCAAUUGACGGCGCCUACGCUGGGGGUACCUGCGGUUCUUAGUGUCGGAGGGGUGUAUGAAUUCAGAGGGACAGCGGCGGCAGCAGGAGCAGCACCAGGAGGAGGUGUUGUUAGCGUUGGUAAUGGGGGCGGUUAUGCCAUGGGAGAUACCACGGUAACAACAGACCGGACCUCUACGCCACCAACGACAACGAUGGCAACCACGGCUGGAACAGAAGCGCAGCAGUCACCAGGGGAGACAUCGGGACAGGGACAAGGGCAAGGGCAAGGACAAGGACAAUUUCCAACACUAGGACGAAAUGAACAACCGCAGAGAUUGGUUGGUGUUGCAGCGCCGUACACGCCAGGCAGAGAUAAGAUCGAGAGGACGACAGGCAGGAAAGGAGCCAAGCGCUGA